AUGAACAAAAUCCGAGGUGGUGACAACAAUGAACACUAUGAGGGAAACUUGAAAGCUUGGCUAAGUGCUGCCCUUAGUAACCAAGAUACCUGCCUUGAAGGUUUUGAGGGAACUGAUAGACGUCUUGAAGAUUUCGUCAGGGGAAGUUUGAAGCAAGUCACACAGCUCAUUGGUAAUGUCUUGGCCUUGUACACUCAAUUACAUAGCUUACCCUUUAAGCCUCCUAGAGAUCACGGCACCCCGGUGAAUAAAAGUUCAUCAUCAGACGAUCAUUUGCCGGCAUGGAUCAGUGAGGGUGAUCAAGAGCUGCUUAGAUCCAAUCCACAAUCGGGUAUGCAUGCAGAUGCUAUUGUGGCAGCAGAUGGGAGUGGCAAAUACCGUACAAUCACAGAAGCUGUUAAUGCAGCUCCAAACUACAGCAGCAAGAGGUACGUAAUAUAUGUGAAGAAGGGAGUUUAUAAAGAAAACAUUGACAUGAAGAAGAAGAAAACCAAUAUUAUGUUUGUAGGGGAUGGGAUUGGACAAACUGUGGUAACGGGUAGACGGAAUUUCAUGCAAGGAUGGACUACAUUUAGAACUGCAACUGUUGCCGUGUCUGGCAAGGGAUUUAUAGCAAGAGACAUGACAUUUAGAAACACGGCGGGGCCGGAAAACCAUCAAGGCGUGGCGCUUAGAGUUGACUCCGACCAAUCGGCCUUCUUCCGGUGCAGCAUGGAGGGUUACCAAGACACCCUCUAUGCUCACUCCCUCCGUCAAUUUUACCGUGAAUGUAGCAUCUAUGGCACCAUAGACUUCAUAUUUGGCAACGGUGCAGCUGUGCUACAAAAUUGCAAAAUCUACACGAGAGUCCCCCUAUCAUUACAAAAGGUCACAAUCACAGCCCAAGGCAGAAAAAACCCACAUCAAAGCACUGGAUUUGCAAUCCAAGACAGCUAUGUUCUUGCCACUCAGCCAACAUAUUUGGGCAGGCCAUGGAAGCAAUAUUCCAGGACUGUUUUCAUGAACACUUAUAUGAGUGGGCUUGUGCAGCCCAGAGGGUGGCUUGAGUGGUAUGGCAACUUUGCUUUGGGCACCUUGUGGUAUGGUGAGUAUAAGAAUUAUGGGCCGGGUGCUUUGCUAACCGGGAGGGUCAAAUGGCCCGGUUACCACAUUAUCAAGGAUGCUGCAGCGGCUAGCUUCUUCACUGUUGGGAGGUUCAUUGAUGGAAGGGCUUGGUUGCCAUCAACAGGUGUCAAGUUUACAGCGGGUUUGAGAAAUUAA
Molecule: messenger RNA, 1260 nt
Organism: Prunus armeniaca (apricot)
Lineage: Eukaryota; Viridiplantae; Streptophyta; Magnoliopsida; Rosales; Rosaceae
Source: the annotation of a GenBank genome assembly